GCUGGGGGUAGUUUCGUCGUUGCCGUGAGGCGAAAAUCAUCGAAACCCUGCCCAUCCCAGCUACUGUCUGCCCUCCCCACUGUCAACACGCAGCGGACAGGAACGGAUGUCCUACUGGUUCCUCCCCGCAGCCGUGGCAACUCGAACUUGGGAAUUCAUAUCAGUCGUGCACUUCGCUGUCUCCCGCGAGCUUCGCCAUGAAGAUGAUGUUCGCUCGCGCCCUGGCCACAGGGGUCCUCGUGGCCAGGCAGGUGGGUGCUCAGUCUGGCGCGCUCGUCCUCGACACCCAGGUACUGCAGCUCUCGUCCGAGAUGAGCAUCGGCGCCCACUCUGAGGCGCUCGGCCACCUGAGCGCAGAGGCAGCAGCCGAGGCGAAGGCGGAGGGGAAGGUCGAGGCAAAAGCCGAGGCGAGUGCCGAGGCGAGCGCCGAGGCGGUGCAGGCGCGCAUCAGCGCAUACUCGAACGAGGUGGGCACCGCGCCCAGCGCCAGGCUCGCGACGAGCGAGGACGCGUCGGGGCCGGAGGAGGAGCCCCUAUCCGAGGGCUGGACGCGGAAUUUGACACGUGAGUUUGGCCUAAUGCUCAGGGCUGGUUUUCCCACACGGUCUAUCUAGGUAUGAGACGGAAAUCUGAUCCGUCAUCUUUAUUUUGAACUUACUUACACUAGCAGUGUAGUCGCCCGUUUGUUUUUUGCUGCGCGAUCUGUGCUUUUCUAAGGCCGGUGCCCUACAGUGGAAACCCAUGCCAAG
Messenger RNA from Prorocentrum cordatum, 749 nucleotides. Lineage: Eukaryota; Dinophyceae; Prorocentrales; Prorocentraceae. The record is from the annotation of a GenBank genome assembly.